UAAUUCCUAUCCUGUCCCCAUCCCUUCUUUCAGUUUUUUCCCCAAUUUCAUCUUGUUUUUCUUUUUUCCAAAUUCCUUUCUCGAUCGAAAAGAAAAAUCGUCUCCCACGAUUUCAUAUCUAGGGUUUUCCAUUACAACUACAGUCAAGACCUCCCUUGAAGAUUCGGGGAGGAACAAGUAAAAGAUUAUCACUAUGGCAGCAACAACAGCAGACGGUGAUUCUAGCGUUGUUGAUGUUGGUGAAGUUACUGUUCAUAUUCGAUGUUCUAAUGGUACAAAAUUCGAUGUUAAAACCAGUCUUCAGUCUCUGGUUUCUUCGUUCAAAGCCGUUUUAGCUCAAAAUUGCGAUGUUCCAGUUGAACAACAACGUUUGAUUUACAAAGGACGGAUCUUAAAAGAUGAUCAAACCCUAGAUAGCUAUGGUUUGCAAGCCGAGCACACUGUUCAUAUGGUUCGUGGUUUACCAGGUACUUCUACUAACAGUGCUGGGGGAGCUACUCCCGCAGUUGCAAACACCACGCCUGGUGUCCCUAGGGGUAUUGGCUCCAAUGAAGGUGGAGGCCUUGGAGGAGCAUCGCUGUUUCCUGGAUUUGGUGGUCUAAGUGGCUUAGGUGGUACUGGUGGUUUGUUCGGAGCCGAAAUCCCUAACCUUGAGCAAAUGCAGCAACAGAUAACGCAGAAUCCUAACAUGAUGAGGGAUAUCAUGAACAUGCCUGCUAUGCAGAACAUAAUGAACAACCCUGACCUCAUGCGCAAUUUGAUAAUGGGCAAUCCUCAAAUGCGUGACAUCAUUGAUAGGAAUCCAGACCUUGCACACAUACUUAAUGAUCCCAAUACUCUUCGUCAGACUUUGGAAGCGGCAAGAAACCCUGAGCUCAUGCGGGAGAUGAUGAGGAACACUGACAGGGCAAUGAGCAAUAUCGAAGCUUCUCCUGAAGGAUUCAACAUGCUCAGGCGCAUGUAUGAAAAUGUUCAGGAGCCAUUUCUGAACGCAACAACAAUGGCUGGAGACGCCAACGCAGGGUCAAACCCGUUCGCUGCCUCAUUGGGGAACCAAGGUGGGGGCCGGGCAGCCAACCCUUCAACAACUGGUUCUGAAACAGCUACUGGUUCUCCUGCACCCAAUACUAACCCUCUUCCUAACCCAUGGAGCAACACUGCUGCAGGGGGUGUGCCAACAAACACUACAGCAAGGUCAAAUCCUGCUGGGGAUGCCAGGACACCAAAUAUUGCUGGCUUAGGUGGGCUUGGACUACCUCCAGAUAUGGAACGGAUGCUUAGUGGCGCACAAGAUCCUUCCCAAAUGAAUCAACUUCUGCAGAAUCCAGCUGUUGGCCAGAUAAUGCAAAGCAUUCUCUCAAACCCUCAGUACAUGAACCAGGUGUUGGGACUCAAUCCCCAACUGCGAGGCCUGCUUGAUUCCAGUCCUCAGUUGCGAGAAAUGAUGCAGAAUCCAGAAUUUCUUCGCCAGCUAACCUCUCCCGAGACAAUGCAGCAAAUGAUGGCUUUACAACAAUCGCUUCUUCAAAACCGGCAACAACCAAACCAGGAUGGUCAGGCUGGUGGUGCUCCAGGAAUGGGGUUGGAGUCAUUGAUGAACAUGUUUGGCGGACUUGGUGCUGGUGGCUUGGCUGUUCCAUCUGAUGUGCCACCGGAACAAUUCUAUGCCACACAGUUGUCGCAGCUUCAAGAAAUGGGUUUCUUUGACACCCAGGAGAAUAUAAGAGCACUAACUGCCACCGGUGGAAAUGUACAUGCUGCAGUGGAGAGACUCUUGGGGAACCCUGGUCAGUAAAAUUUUUAUGCUUCUCCACCCAUUUAUAUCGUGUUGCUCGUGCAAGCGUGUAAAGAUAAGUUGGUCCGUAAAAAGUGGCAUGAGGCGGCAAAGGCAUUCACAGCACAUCAAGGUUACCAUUUUUGGCAUAAAUAAGUAUGCAUCGUGAUAGUAAGAGUUGCAAACUUCCUGAUGUAUGCUUUGAAUUUGUUGGUCAUCCCCUAUCUGUUUUUCUCUCUCUUUUGAGAAGCACAAAUUUUAAGAUCUUUGGUAAUGUACAUACAAGCUUCUAAGGGUUUGUUUUGUAUUUUGAUAGAUUUGGAACCACAUGGUGUUUAUGCCCACUCGAUCUCUUGUUUCCUU
Messenger RNA from Papaver somniferum (opium poppy), 2137 nucleotides. RefSeq names its product ubiquitin domain-containing protein DSK2b-like. Gene Ontology annotation, biological process: ubiquitin-dependent protein catabolic process. The record is from RefSeq and is a predicted model, not a curated record. NCBI's taxonomy places the organism in Eukaryota, Viridiplantae, Streptophyta, Magnoliopsida, Ranunculales, Papaveraceae. The transcript has 8 exons. Gene Ontology annotation, molecular function: polyubiquitin modification-dependent protein binding. The coding region runs from base 194 to 1795 and encodes 533 amino acids. Gene Ontology annotation, cellular component: cytosol.